Molecule: messenger RNA, 465 nt
Organism: Raphanus sativus (radish)
Lineage: Eukaryota; Viridiplantae; Streptophyta; Magnoliopsida; Brassicales; Brassicaceae
Exons: 1
Coding region: 109-327 (72 amino acids)
Source: RefSeq, a predicted model, not a curated record
UUGACAGGUUGAGAACAAUCCAUUUUAGUACAGAACCAGACAUAACCGUACGUGAGAGAGAAGAAAUAACCAGACCGAAAGCAAGAAAGAUAGACAUUGAUCGGUUCAAUGGCUGACAUAGCGAUUUUAGUGGCGGAGGAGUAUGAGCGGAGGGUGAGACAGUCGGCGGAUUCGCGAUCGGCGUCGUUGGAAUUCGACUGGUGGAAAAAUGUUCCGGCGAAGAUGACAAUAGGAGUCAGCGAGAAGAAGAUAGAGAGUUUCAUGAAGAAGUUUGAUCCUAAAUCUCAGUUUGCUCUAGCCAUCUCCCAUGGCUUCUUCUCUGCUUGAUACACAACUUUGUUCAUAAUCUUAAUUUCGUUUUAUAAUCUACAGUACCUGCCUUGUGUUUUUCUUAUGAUUUGGGAGUUUAUGUAAAAAAAAAAAGUAAAUAUCUGAAUUAAUCAAAUGGAUACCUCUUUGACUUUA